AUGGAAGAUUACAAAUAUCUUUUCAAAGUGGUUUUGGUCGGGAAUGCAGGUGUUGGUAAGACGUGCCUUGUUCGAAAGUUUACUCAGGGUAUCUUUCCACCCGGACAAAGUGCUACAAUAGGAGUCGAUUUUAUGAUUAAAACGGUCAAAGUUGGAGAUGAUAAAAUCAAGCUACAAAUCUGGGACACAGCCGGGCAAGAACGGUUUCGAUCAAUCACGCAAAGUUAUUACCGAUCAGCACACGCUAUAGUUUUGGUUUACGAUGUGGCGUGUCAGCCAAGUUUCGAUUGCCUUCCCGAGUGGCUGGCAGAGAUCGAAUCAUACGCGAAUCGAAGGAUUUUGAAAAUUCUUGUCGGCAAUAAAUUGGAUAAAGAAGAGGAACGAGAGGUGCCAGAAAGGAUAGGAAAAGAUUUUAGCGACGUCAACAAUUUUGAUUAUUUUUUGGAGACCUCCGCUUUAGACGCCACAAAUGUCGACAAAUUAUUUGAGCAUGUGGCUGAGCGAUUAACGAACGAUAUGAAAGCUGUGGACCAAAGAUAUCACGCUUACAAGAGGUCACACUUGGCAAUGAGAAUAACGCGGCUGCUCUUGGAAAAUUUUCGCUUUCUGAAGAAUCGGGAUCGAAUAUUUUUUGCAAACAAACGAGAGGCCUUCAAAGAUUUGUACAAAACAACGGGUGGCGCCAUUCUUGUCGUUGCUGGAUUUUUAACUCUCUUGAAGGAAUUCGCUUUUCCGACACCGGACAUGAUCUACGAUUUGCAGAAGUGGGUCUCUCCAGAUUUUGCACUUUACUGCGAACACGGUGAUUUGGCGGAGUACAAUCUCGCUGUAUCUUCGAAUAUAUACGGGACAAAGCUUGAGGCGAAGCGUGAAGAAAUUCGCAAAUUGAAAGCGACACCUGCCGAGUCACGGAUUGGUGGAGCCUAU
Messenger RNA from Mesorhabditis belari, 927 nucleotides. The record is from the annotation of a GenBank genome assembly. NCBI's taxonomy places the organism in Eukaryota, Metazoa, Nematoda, Chromadorea, Rhabditida, Rhabditidae.